AUGAUUAUCCCACAGCUCGUCUGUCUCUCAAUGCUAAUCGUCACUGUAACGUCGCAAGCUCCAGAUGCGACCGCCUUACAGAAGACAUCCAACGACAACAGCUCUGCACUUUCAACAAAUGAAAUGGAGAAAAAUGCGAAUAAAACUGCAGAGGAACAAAAGGAAAAGGAUAGAAAAAAGAACGAAAGUUUCUCGGAGGCCAUUCUAUCCUUUGGAGUUGUCUGGAUAGUGGUGGUCGUUUUGUUGUUCCUUGGAGGAUCGGCUGCUGCAGGCAUCAUCAUUUUCAUCAUUAUUCAAGACAGAGAAAAAGAGAAGAUGGCGGCUGCAGAACUUGAUAAACUUGACAGCAUCACAGAGGGAAGCACAGAAGGGACUAUUAGAGGAAAUUGA
Molecule: messenger RNA, 390 nt
Organism: Caenorhabditis elegans
Lineage: Eukaryota; Metazoa; Nematoda; Chromadorea; Rhabditida; Rhabditidae
Gene: F56D6.6
Product: Glycophorin-A
Exons: 1
Coding region: 1-390 (129 amino acids)
Source: RefSeq, marked reviewed